Messenger RNA from Bursaphelenchus xylophilus (pine wood nematode), 5601 nucleotides. The record is from the annotation of a GenBank genome assembly. Lineage: Eukaryota; Metazoa; Nematoda; Chromadorea; Rhabditida; Aphelenchoididae.
AUGCAUAUUACGUAUUUUACAUAUCAUUUUGCUGUGAUUGUAAGCCUAGUGUUUUUGGAAUAACCUUUUUUGCACAGUGCACUCAAAUUUGGACCUUUUUCUUUGCACGGCCCAGAAUUUUCUUGUAGCCGGAGGCACCUUCAAUCUAGCCAUUCUAUAUUCAAUAUCAGAUCAUUAUCUAUCGCUGAACAAAGUUCUAUAGUUCUGUUGCGAUUCCGUCGCCCCAAAAAAGCCUCUCGAAAGUCGGCCCCAUUCCGCACAUACGCACCGUGCAUUCGGCCGCACCACCGCUACGGCGGUGCGGGGGAGAGGGCCUCAACUUCAGCGUCUUCUUCUCCACAUCGUCUUCCAUCGGCCGCUUCGCUUUUGGGCCGCCGCUUUGCCCCCGAAAACGGCCAAGGAAGAAGAAGAUGCAGAAAAGCGGCGGCGGCGAAGACGGACGAUGGCGGCGGCCCGCUCUCCCGAAGACGACGCCACGCUGAAGAAGCACACAGAAGCCUUCUCCGCCCUGCACACCACCACUGACUGCCCCACACCACCCCUGCGGCCCCUCCGCUCUUGCCCCCAGUUUUUCGUUCGUUUAUAUCAAGUCUAUCGGAAAAUGUUUUUUCACUCAGUAACCGGGCCCCCCACUCGCUUAUUUGCCUUCAUUAUCGAUGAUUUGCCGACCGGAUCCGGCGUCGAUCCGUGUUGUUUGGGUCCGCCAAACAACACGCUUCCCGCAUGCCGGAGGCGUUUUGCGUCGCUUUGUGGGAAUAUUUGGAAAUCCGACGCUUUUAUGUUAUCCAUGGACAUCAGCUGAUGCCACCUAGAGCGUUCGCCCGUUUCGCUGCGUGAUCGGUAUAGUUUCUGCGCGCAAAUGUAGUAGUAGAUACUACACAUACUCCGCUUUCGUCCUACAUCGGAUAUCCGGUAUUUUGGUCAUCCAAAAAUAUCGACAAUCCGCUUUCGAAAAAAGUGGACUUCUUCGAGCCGCUUUUUCAAAGUUUUUGCGAUUUCUUCGGAUCCAGAGCGGCCAUAUGGCCAAUACUCAUCACAACGACACUUUGCUUCAAUAGCCAUAUUAUCCCAACUUAAGCACGUUCAGUUGUCCGCUAGAUUUCUUGGAAUGCCAUCUUAACUUUUACGUCCAAAAUCUUAAAAAAGUAGCCCAUUUUGUAGCGCCAAUAUCUUGGUUGAAGAGAAUUGUAGAUUCCCCAAACUAGCACGUUUCGCAAGCCCAUUCACUACGCUACUUUUGCAUAUUAAACGGGAAGGUCUAGUGUUACCCCGCUUUCGGCCGCUACCCCAUUUCUCCCACCUCCAUUUGGUUUCCCCGCAUUCAGAAACCCCCCCCCCCGCCCGGAUCUUCGAAUUUCUCCCUUAUUAUGUCGCAUUUCCUUUGCAGACCGUUCAGCCCGCGAAACCCGCAAUUAUGAUGUCCACUAAUUACGCACGCCCUGCGGCAUUUCGCCGGUGGAAUUGCGGCGAAUUUCGGGACGGAAAUGUUUUCGCGGGGAUUUUGUUUUUGUUUCAUUCCGAAUAUGGGGAGGGGAUGAGUAAUGGCGUGGAAUCAUCAACAUGGUCCUCAAAAUUCUAAAUUCUUUCCGAUUUGUAAUUUGCGACAGCUCGAAUGAUCGCAUGCAAUUUUUUUUUGAUGACUAAAACGAUUUUUUUUCGAUUUUUUUUGCUGUUUUAUAGCUAAAAAUGGGAUUUUUUGAUGACAAAAAAAAAGUUUUCACUGUCACCAUUUAUAAAGAAUUCGUAUUUUACCCAAAAAAUGCUCUGUUAUUUGCAUAAUAUUCAAAUUUUUCGCCAAAAAUCGACUUUUCCCCCCAUUUUGCGCCAUCGAAGAGACUCUUUUUAUUAUAUCCCACCCAAAAAAGCGGGCAGUAAAUACCACGAAAAUGGCCAAUGAGAACCCCUCAAGGCUUCAUUGAGCAUUCUGACACAAUAAAUAAGCACGCCAGCCCACCGGAAAUGCCGGUUGUACCCGCUGUUUACACACGGCGUUCCCCUGCCCUCAAUGACGUCAUCGUGGGGUGCGAAAAAUCAGUGGUCAUGGUGGAUCCGGAUCUUCAUAAAAUUUUAAUCAGAUAUUGAGGUGUAUAGCAGGAAGCCGAAAUUCCGCGUAUUUUACCUUAAUUUAGCCAUUUGCAUCAGAAAAUUUCAAAAAAAAGUCGAAAAAAUGGGGUUUUUCGAUUUUUUCGCAGGGAUUUUUGUUUACCGCCUGGGGCAAUAUUUCAUUUUUCUCUCGUUUUAUCUUGUAUUAUUCGAUUACUUGUCUUUUUUGAUGGGGGAUUUUAAAGGAAAUCGAGAUUUUUUUUGGGAUUUUUUUUGUUCCAGACAUUAUUGGAGGUAUUGGAGGGAGAGGACGUAUUUUAAAGAUUUCCGCCACUACGUUUUUAUCCUUGGGGUAUGGUUGAUCAUUGUGCACCUUUUAUAUCCUGUAACUUUUUUUGAACCUUCAUAUUUUAGCCAUUUUCCGGAAGCUCUUUGAUUUUUGAUGAUCUAACUUAAUAUAGCUGCUGUGGCUCUCAGAAAAAAGGUAGUCCAAAAAUUCUUUGUGUGUUUGGAAGCUUAAAUCAUCUAGUUUUAACAGCUACUAGUCACUAAAGAACGUUGGGUACCAGCUACGGGCUACAGCUCGCCCAACUCGGACUGUUUUUGGUGUUUUCACGCGCCCUUAACAAUAUCCAUUUAUGCAGAAAAGUCGCGGCGGCGGCGGCGGCGGGGGAACGUCAUCUCCGUCUUCUCCUUGUUCAUCAUCCCCUCUCUUGCGCUGUGGGGCCGUGUUUGGGCCGCGGGCAUCGGAUGGGGGGAGGGGGGCUUCAAUUUGUCUCUUUCUUUCUUUCCGCGGCCUUCCCGCGGCCACGGUGUGCGGGAGUCGAAGAGAGUGGCUGCACAAUUUUCUCCGCCAUUUUCUUCGUCUUGCCCCAACGCGGUGGUUCGGUCGCGUUCUCCCCCCUCACUCACUCCUCCGCCCCAAAAACGAAUUCAAAAGUCGGGCCCAGCGGGCCGCGGCCGGCCGCCGGCCGAACGCACCACCCGAUUUCCCAGACGGGAUUAGGCCCGGCCGCCGCUCGGGUAAUCGACGCCUGGUUUCAGUAAUGCGCGAGAAUUGAAGGGGGGAUAAGCAGUCGAGAAGCGGGGGCCCUCGAGUGCCGAAGCUACUUGCCCAAUUUUCGUAAUUCCCUUUUUUGGGUCAACUCUUUCUCCGAGCGGUUUUGCACCGGAAGUCCUGUUUUUUCCCAAAUUUUUUGGGGUUUCUUGAUUCUUCUGGCUACAGAAUGGCUUCAUGAGAACACCAUGAAAGCCCAGAUCUGCUUUUACGUAUUUUACACUUUAAAAAAUCAAUUUAAUUUUUUUUUCAAUUUUUCGAAAAAUUUCAGUUUUUUUUCACAAAAUAGCCGAAAAAAAUGUAAACUGCUUGUAUACGGUUCAUUGUAAAUUAAUGUCCACUAAAUUCCUUUCCGAUUUUUGCCGAAAACACCAUUAAUUUUACCCCCUUUCCCCACUACCCCCAUUUUCCUGACAAUUUUCAAAAAAUCCCAAUUUCGCCUUGAAAUUUCCGCGAUAUUUUGCUGAAAUCUUCCCGAGAAAGCCUACAUCACUCACUCUUUCCAUUUCAGGUAACAAACAACUCACGAAGACCAGCAGUGUCGCGUGGCGACCAAUAAACCGGCAGCUUCCCCUCCACUCAAGCUUGGCCACAGCCCCGCGUUCUGGACGUCUUGGCCGGCGCCUCACACAUAGAAGACUAGUAUUUAUGAGACGCUCGGCACACACGCAGAGUCAGUUUUGAUCCGAGAGGUGAGGAGAUUUGAGAUUUUUUGGGAGUUUUUUGGGAAAUUUUGCUUUGAUGUCUAGUGUAAUAUAAAUUUUUGGCUGCAAUAGGAGAGCAUUCCAAUUUUUGGAUAUUCUGAUUAUGUUUUCACAGAAACAUAGCCCUUUACGAGGGACUUUCAAAAGGCAAUAAGUAAAAAAUUAAUUUUCUCUGACCGUCUCUCCUCAUUUUGCGUACUCUCUCGCUAAAAAAGACUGUUGAAUAUCUCAGCUAGGGUUUCAAAUCUCAAGCUGAAAUUUUUAGUGAUUGGUACACAGGAUAUUUACAAACUGUGUAAAAAUUUUGAAGAAAAUCUAAGAACACCCCUUUCUGCUACUUCCAUUUCAUUCCAAUGUCGAGUAUAAUAUAAUUUUCGCCUCGAAGUCAAACUUUCCUGCUCCAACAGCUAACACAUGACCGACUAAAGUUCAAAAAGCUCAACUCUGUACGUUUCGGACGUCUCCCUUGCCCUAUAAAGUCCUCCCCGAAAACCUGGGAUUAAAUGCCCGCAGGGCGGAUUAGAAACCUUUUAGGGCCGCUGCACUCGCGUAAUGCAUCCCAUUUCGCGGAAACGAAUUUAAAUUUUUAUUUUAAAUUAAUUAUCUUGUUUAUAUUUUAAUUACAAUCUCUCAGCAAAUGUCAUAAACAAGAAGAUUAUUAACGCGGGAUUAGCGCCUUCAGGGCUAAUUAAUGCGCUCACGUGAAACGUCUGCGUAGCGCCGUGAUGCGAACGCCGGCAUUUGCGUCGAACUGUUUGUGGAUUUGGGUCGGUAUCUUGGCACUUGCGACAGUUUUUGGGGGUAUUUUGAGGUCGCCGAAAACAGAUGAAAGAUUUGUAGGCUAAAUUACACUAGAAAAAAACCACAAACUUUUGUGGAAAAUUCUGGAUGGGAAAUGGCGGGUUUUCCGAGGAUUUUGAGAUUUCUGCGCGAAAUUAAUAAAUCUAAUGGACUCUAAAGCCUUUUUUAUUUAUUGCCUGAGGCCUUUUUGCAUCAACCUGCUGAGUUUUUUAAAUAUAUUUUAUAUAUUUCUGUCGGGAAAAUAAUGAGCGGCGAUGCGAUUUUCGACGCGAAAUUAUGCUCAUUAUUUUCCCGACAGAGUGAUAUAUGCACUUUCCCCUCUUACCACAAAAAAGAUCACCUGUCCUUAUCUAAAAUUUAGCCCCCUGGGUGACACUUCUGACCAACUUUUGCCGAGCAACUCGACGCAUGACCGAAAACAAAGCAAAAGCCGCUAGCACUUGCGACUAAUCCCCUUCUUUGUGUUUCAGGUGCGCCAGGUGAAUUGGAAGUGCUCUUGGCGUGGACGAAGAAGAAGCUGGAAACCCGCGAACGAAAGGGCCGUGCAAGUUCGACACUGGUUUGAUAUCGAAUACAAUACGGUUGAAGUCGGCGUCGUUGCUCUAGCGAAAAGCCACAUUUCUCGUGAGUUUCGAGCGUGAUGACUAUAUCAGUCUGUCGGGAAAAUAAUGAGCACUCUGUCGCAUGGAAAAUCGCAUCGCCGAGAAAAUGAAGUUGCGAUAAAAUCACAUUUCUUUUCACUUCAGCGACACGAUUUUCGAUGCGACAGAGAUCUCAUUAUUUUCCCGACAGACUGAUAGUUUAUUUGUCAAAAAACGAGGCACAUAUUGAGGACCUAGCUUUACCAUUCUCCCCAUUCCAGACCCGCAACAGCUCGGUCGAGGCCCAGCCAACGGAACGCGCAGCCAGCCGACCCCAUCCGGUCCUCGCCACGCGGAAUUCGGCGCCCUCGAACCGCGGAACGUCGUCGCCUCAAAAACAAGGAAAAAUUUCUAA